GUAAAAAAUAAACGCUGACAGUUUUAAAUAUAUAUUAUAAAGUGUUAAAAUAAAUAAAAAAUCAUGCCUGGUGAACCAACUGUUAGUACAAGUAAUAAAUCCAGUGGAAAAGUAAAAAGAAUUUCAAUUCCGAGAGUACAAAGUAGUACUGAUACAGAGUUACAAUCUCAACAAAGUAGCUCAACUCCUCUUCAGACAACUGCUUUACAUUAUAUUAAUUCACGAUCAGAUGCUGAAGAUACGUCAAUACCUCCAUUACUGCGUUCAAAAUUAUUAGAUUUAUUUCAACAAAUAGAAAAAGAAUUUGAAAUGCUUUGUGUUGAAAAUUUUGGAUUGCAAGAAAAAAUUGAAGCAUUAAAUGAGAAAUUGGAAAGAGAGUGUUAUGGAUUGGGAGAACGCACUUUACCAACUGGAGAUUUCCAAGAUUAUUCUGACAAUAAGCAUCUUGCUAAGCAAAAAUCUAUUGGUGUCAACUCUGUUCAUAAAAUCAAAGCAUCACAUAAAUUAAAAGUUCAAACAAGCAAAAUAGUUUCAAGUUUCAAAAAUCCCACUAUGACUUGCAGUAUGCAAAAGGAAUACAGAGGACAUAAAGAUGGUGUUUGGGAAGUUUCAGUUGGAAGAAUUGGACAACUAGUUAUUACAACAGCUUCAGCUGAUCAUACAGCCAGAGUUUGGGGAAUAGAUAGUUGUCGCUGUUUAUUACAAUAUACAGGACAUAGUGGUUCUGUAAACUCUGUCCGAUUUCAUCCAACAAAAGAUUUAAUAUUAUCAGCAAGUGGUGAUUGGACUGCCCAUAUAUGGCAAGUUGCAGUUAACUGGAACUUAUCAAAGAGAUCAUCUUUAGAAGACUUAAUAACUAUUGGAGAACGUGGAGUUAAUAUAAUUAGUGGAGACAAUUGUGCACCAUUAGAAGAAGAAACAGUUCCUAUUUUGAGAACUCCAAUUAAAGAAUUAGUUGGACAUACAGGAGUUAUUGUGGCUGCUGAUUGGCUUUUUGGUGCUGAACAAAUAGUAACUGCUUCUUGGGAUAGAACUGCUAAUUUAUAUGAUGCAGAAUCUGGUGAAAUUAUUCAUACUCUUUGUGGACAUGAUCAAGAAUUGACUCAUGUAUCAACACAUCAUGCACAGCGAUUAUGUGUUACAUCUAGUCAAGACAAUACUUUUCGAUUGUGGGAUUUUAGAGAACCCUUUCAUUCUGUAUCUGUUUUCCAAGGACACACAGAAACUGUUACAUCAGCAGUAUUUACAAAAGAAGAUAAAAUAGUUUCAGCUUCAGAUGAUAGAAGCAUUAAAGUAUGGGAAUUACGUAAUAUUCGAAGUCCUUUAGCUACUAUACGUGGAGAUAGUUCAGCAAAUAGAUUGGCUGUUUCAUGUACAGGAGUAGUAGCUAUUCCAUAUGAUAAUAGGCAAAUUCGUUUAUUUGAUUUAAGUGGGCAACGCUUAGCAAGAUUACCAAGAACAAGUAGACAGGGUCAUCGACGAAUGGUUUGUUCAGUAGCUUGGACGGAAGAUAUCAAUAAUUCCUGCAAUUUAUUCUCUUGUGGCUUUGAUAGACUUGUACUUGGUUGGAGUAUUUUACCAAUUAAAGAUGCUUGAAACACUUUUG
This is a messenger RNA of Ceratosolen solmsi marchali, 1606 nucleotides long. RefSeq names its product WD repeat domain 37 (gene Wdr37). The transcript has 5 exons. Bases 64 to 1596 code for a protein of 510 amino acids. NCBI's taxonomy places the organism in Eukaryota, Metazoa, Arthropoda, Insecta, Hymenoptera, Agaonidae. Gene Ontology annotation, molecular function: protein binding. The record is from RefSeq and is a predicted model, not a curated record.